CAACGUUCUACACGGGUAAAAUAGAGAGGCGCACCCAAACACUAGCCUAGAGCAUUCAGUGGGUGACUGAACCAGUGAACCCAUUUGUUUCCAGUAGUAACGUCAGUGUAACUCACCGCAGAUAUAACUUCAUUAGAUAGCACUAUGCAGCUGUCUGUACACAUGUUGGACUUUUUUCAGGCACCAACACUGAAAGCGUUGGAAGAACAUCAGGAGGACGCUGGUAGCAAAUGCUAACCUAGCUAGCUACACCGUUAGCAUCUUGAGUCCUACGAUAGUCUAACGUUAAACAGACUAACGGUACAUACAGUCUACUAUACCACAGAUAUCAACUAACGUUAAUAGUUAUUUAGCGUGCAGCGUGUGGUGGUGCUCGGUGAAUGAGACAGCAACUCCUCUUGGAGAGAGCAGAGGAGCUCCGAGUUCUCCUGUUGAAUCCAGAGUGGACAUCUGCUGGAUUUCAGGACAAGAGAGGAAUGGAGGAGGACAACCAGAACCAGGAGCAGCGGAGCAACAAGAUCCCCAGAAGACCAGCAGUAGACUGGGACUCUAAUACCAGCCAUGUUCAGGAGCCCUCAGCAGAUGUCAAGCUGGCGACCAGAGCAGGAAAGAAGGACAAGAAGGCUGAGGAGGAUGAGCAGCCUGCAGCAGCAGUGAAGGAGGAGGAGGAGCAGCCUGCAGCUCCUCCUGCAGCUGCAGCAGUGAAGGAGGAAGAGGAGGAGGAGGAGGAGGAGCAGCAGCCUGCAGCAGUGAAGGAGGAGGAGGAGGAGUAUGUGGUGGAGAAGGUGUUGGGCCACAGAGUGGUGAAGGGAAGAGUAGAGUUUCUGCUGAAAUGGAAGGGGUUCUCAGAUGAGGAUAACACAUGGGAGCCACAAGACAACCUGGACUGCCACGACCUUAUCACCGAGUACAUGCAGAAACACAAGGAGAAUGAAGAGAAGAAGAAGGAGGGCAAGAGGAAGAAGAAGGAGAAACUGAGAGGAGGAGAGGGACCCAAACGUCACCACUGUCAACACUGUGACAAAUCCUUCACAACAUCUGGAUAUUUAAAGAUUCAUCAGAGAGUUCACACUGGACAUAAUCUACACAGCUGUGAUCAAUGUGGGGCAGCUUUCAUACUACAGCAUCGCCUAAAAAGACAUCAACGCAUUCACACUGAAGAAAAGCCUUACAGCUGUGUUCAAUGUGGGGCGGCUUUCACACAAUUGAGUAUCCUAAAAAGACAUCAACUCAUUCACACUGAAGAAAAGCCUUACAGCUGUGAUCAGUGUGGGGCAACUUUCACACGAAAGAGUACCCUAAUAAUACAUCAACGCAUUCACACUGGAGAGAAGCCUUACAGCUGUGAUCAAUGUGGUAAAACCUUUUCUAGGAGUGACAGCCUAGAAAUCCACCGACGUGUUCACACUGGAGAGAAGCCGUACUGGUGUGAUCUAUGUGGUACAUCAUUUUCUCAGAGUGGUCACCUAGAAAGCCACAGAAUUGUUCACACUGGAGAUAAACCGUACAGCUGUGAACAAUGCGGGGCAGCAUUCAUGUAUUUAAAUAAGUUACAAUCCCACCAACGUGUUCACACUGGAGAGAAGCCGUACUGGUGUGAACAAUGUGGAAAAACGUUCUCUCAGAGUAGGUACCUUAAAAGACACCAGCGCUUUCACACUGGAGAGAAGCCGUACUGGUGUGAACAAUGUGGGAAAACUUUUUCUCACAGUACUGACCUUAAAAAACACCAGCGCAUUCACACGGGAGAGAAGCCGUACUGGUGUGAACAAUGUGGUAAAACUUUUUCUCUGAAUGGUAACCUUAAAUCUCACCAGCGUGUUCACACUGCCUCGUGGUGAAUAUGUUUCUGAGCCAAGCGGUUUCCUCCUGCCUCCUCCUCAUGCCCUGAUAGCUGUGUUGUUAUUUUCUGAUCUUCUCUCCACAUUGAAGGCAGACCAGCAGUAACUUUAUCUUCUGAACAGCAUGUAUGUUAUCCUGGCUACGAAUACACAUUACGCUCCCUCCCUUUUGAAGGGAUUUAUUCCACUCAAAAUUAGUUUGUUUUCCUGUAAUGAAAUAUUCUGAGUUCUAAUGCUGCAGCGAAGAAGUAUUUGUUGUUCUAAAUCACCUGGGGUCUCAUUUAUAAAACUGUGCGUAGGAUCCUUACUAUAAGUGUGCGUACGCCCAAAAGCCCAAAUUGGCGUACGCCGAAAAAAACACAUUAUCAAGUAUUUAAAUUACUUAGAAAAAACAAUUCAAAACACGCAUUGGAACCAAUUGGAAGGCUACACAUUCACUCAUGUCAACAAAGAUGGCGGCGCGCGAUUGUGCAGCGGCUACUAGCUCUCCUGUCGGUGUAUAUUUAUACAAGUACAGCCACACUGAACUAAUCAAUACAGGACUACGAUACAACACAGCCAUUACGAGAGCCUUCCAGGCGGCUCAUAACAUCCCGGAGGACAUAGCCAGACCGGGCGCUCCAGGUUGUUGUCGGCGCUAGCACGGCGAGCUAGCUACCGGCAGGAUGAGAAAAUAAAGACCAGAGGUGGAACGGAGGACUGCGUUUCGUUGCCCAGCACGACUCACCUGACCUGGAGCCCUGUCGGUAAUAUACAGGCCAUUUUAUUUACUACGAAAACAGCACACUGCCAUCUACAUAGCCCCCGAUUCUAACGUUAGCACAAGUUUCGCUCACUGCUAACCAUAAUGAGCAAACUGCAGCAUGAUCACCUGGAGGGGAUACAGGGAACUUUAACAAGGUGUCCUUGGCCCUUGUGUUGUCCUUCUCUCAACCUUGAAAAAACACAUUUUUUCAACAUUUUUGACGCUUUUUUUUCACGUUUUGUUUUUGCUUUUUCCAACAU
Molecule: messenger RNA, 2846 nt
Organism: Perca fluviatilis (European perch)
Lineage: Eukaryota; Metazoa; Chordata; Actinopteri; Perciformes; Percidae
Product: zinc finger protein 664-like
Exons: 5
Coding region: 381-1841 (486 amino acids)
Biological process (GO): negative regulation of transcription by RNA polymerase II; regulation of immune system process; regulation of cytokine production
Source: RefSeq, a predicted model, not a curated record